Messenger RNA from Tripterygium wilfordii, 1212 nucleotides. Its product is annotated as GTP-binding nuclear protein Ran-A1-like. Lineage: Eukaryota; Viridiplantae; Streptophyta; Magnoliopsida; Celastrales; Celastraceae. The transcript has 8 exons. The coding region runs from base 149 to 814 and encodes 221 amino acids. Gene Ontology annotation, cellular component: cytoplasm; nucleus. Gene Ontology annotation, molecular function: GTPase activity; GTP binding. The record is from RefSeq and is a predicted model, not a curated record. Gene Ontology annotation, biological process: protein import into nucleus; ribosomal subunit export from nucleus.
CGGUCCAGCUUACUGCGUCAUAUCAAAGCCAGGUUCAAAAACCUGGAGUACUCCCAUUUAAAACCCUUCGCCUUCCUUGCCGUCUCCUUCACCUUACUGCUCUCUUUCUUCACUCGCAUUUUCUAUCUCGAGCUUUAUCGCAAAAGCCAUGGCUUUACCUGGUCAACAAGCUGUCGAUUACCCUAAUUUCAAGCUCGUGAUCGUUGGUGAUGGAGGCACCGGAAAGACAACUUUUGUGAAGAGGCAUCUUACCGGGGAGUUUGAGAAGAAAUAUGAACCAACUAUUGGUGUGGAAGUUCAUCCUCUGGACUUCUUCACCAACUGUGGGAAAAUUCGAUUUUACUGUUGGGAUACUGCUGGGCAAGAAAAGUUUGGUGGUCUUAGAGAUGGUUACUAUAUCCAUGGACAAUGUGCCAUCAUCAUGUUUGAUGUCACCGCUCGUUUGACAUACAAGAAUGUCCCUACAUGGCACCGUGAUCUAUGUCGGGUGUGUGAGAAUAUCCCAAUUGUUCUAUGCGGGAACAAGGUUGAUGUGAAGAACAGGCAGGUCAAGGCAAAACAGGUGACAUUCCACAGGAAGAAGAAUCUGCAAUACUAUGAGAUAUCUGCCAAGAGCAACUACAAUUUUGAGAAACCAUUUUUGUACCUUGCUCGUAAGCUUGCAGGGGACCCAAAUCUUCAUUUCGUGGAGUCUCCUGCUCUUGCUCCGCCAGAAGUUCUUAUUGAUAUGGCAGCACAACAACAGCAUGAGGCUGAACUUAUAGCUGCUGCUAGUCAACCUUUGCCAGAUGACGAUGAUGAUACAAUUGAGUAGAGGUUUAUAAUUGUGGGGCGGCUUUUUUGUGUUGUUUAAGUUCCUCUCUAGUCUCUAUUCUGUUUCCAGUAUUUACUAUUUGGUUAUUGAGAUGGGGACUAAGGAUUGAGAACCAUGUUAGGGUUCCUACCAUUACUUUCUGAGUCAAUAUUGUGCUUUGUUUAUGAUGGAGCUUGUUAUUCCUGGGCUCUACACGUUUUCUGUGCGUGAAAUUUUGGUGUUUACAAUUACUGGGAUUUGAAUGUUCGCCACCCUCUGUGUAGGCAUACAUGAUGCAUGUCGACUGUUACGGUGUUACCUCUCCCCAUAUGUAGAUGUGAUGGUUGGUUUGGACUAUAUGUAUCCCCAGAUUAAACAUCAAUAUUUAUGGUUUAUAUGAGUAUCACUUUUAAGAUUUA